Cynoglossus semilaevis (tongue sole) is the source of this 3652-nucleotide messenger RNA. RefSeq names its product netrin-4-like. Gene Ontology annotation, molecular function: protein binding. Gene Ontology annotation, biological process: basement membrane assembly; tissue development; cell migration. The coding region runs from base 987 to 2960 and encodes 657 amino acids. The record is from RefSeq and is a predicted model, not a curated record. Lineage: Eukaryota; Metazoa; Chordata; Actinopteri; Pleuronectiformes; Cynoglossidae. Gene Ontology annotation, cellular component: laminin trimer. The transcript has 14 exons.
GAUAAUCUGUUCUUUGGACUAUUUUUAUCUAAAUUGUAAUACACAUUUUUCCCUCUUUUUUUUUUCAUCUUGAUGUCUGUUUCUAUUGAAAACUAUCUGGUUGUCGUUGUAAAAAUUGACCCAGUAGGCGGCAGUAAUGCAACUCACGCUUGAUUAAGAUCUGUGGUAAAGGUAUAAAAGAAGCAAGGUUGCAGGUGCAAACAAGGUUACGUGCGAGUUUCACUGACGAGGACGAACUUUAAAAGGUAAACACCACCUACUGUCGCAAACUUUAUAUUGCCUCUAAAAGUUGGACGCUGCCUUUGACAAGCCGCUCAUUUUGUGUACUAGCGUGCGGUGGCUAAAACACAGCUUACGCAGUUGAUGCUAGGCAAACAAGCUAGGUCAUUAAAACAACAAACAUGGAGUGUUUUUGUGAAAAUUAGUCUCCUUCGAGCCGGAUUCGAACCAGCGACCUAAGGAUUUCAGUCACACCUCUACAGUCCUCCGCUCUACCAACUGAGCUAUCGAAGGGACGUAUGAGAUUAGAUCAUCGUAAUGAAAUGUGGGUGAGGGUAAUGUUAUGUCUGCUAACAAGACGGCAGAUAGCAGUGAUAAAGCCCCCCUCUUUGCCUGGAGCACGUCUGCCUUUUUGUCUGGCUUUUACAGGAGAGUCAACUUAUUACUCUCCGAGGCUGAGACGGUUCAGUGAGCCGAAGGUACGAGGUGACAUGGAAGAGUUGGCGGCCGUGACCAUAUCCUUUUACAGUCUGGAAAUAAAGCCAGACAGAAGCGCUGGAGCUGGGUCUGAGUCUGUUGUAGCGUCGGUCUCCUCGGUGAGAAAGCCACAACAUUGGACAAAACUAUAACUUCAUCUUCCUGACUGUGUCGUGCAAUAUCACGCUCCAUACUGGAACAUCCUGCUUUACCAAACCUGCCAACCUGUCCAUAACCAUAGCAGGCAGUAAGGACAAGGGCAAAUAUACAGCAGAAAUAAAUAAUUCAGGAUGACUUUGUGGACUUUACUCGCCCUUUUACCGCUGUGCACAUCUUCUCCUCUUUUAACAGAUAUGUCUGUAGGCAAAGACCCAGCUGCAGGGAGCAGCUGCUCAGGCAGAGCCUGUAACCCCCGCAUGGGUAACUUGUCUCAGGGCAGAGUGCUGAGCACCCAGUCCACGUGCGGCGCCAACUCCUCGGAGCUGUACUGCUUCUACAGACAGACGUUUGCGCCCCGCAGCAAAGAGAGCUGCUCACUGAUUAAAUGCAGCAAGUGUAACUCUGACGUUCCUGGUCAGGCUCACCCUGCGUCUGCCAUGACAGACUCCCCUUUCCUCCACCCUGACUCCUGGUGGCAGUCUGCAGAGGGAGUGAAGGAGGAGAUGCUGCAGCUGGACCUGGAAACUGAGUUCCUUUUCACUCACCUCAUCCUGGUGUUCCGAUCCCCCCGCCCUGCUGCCAUGGUGCUGGAGCGCUCCCAGGAUCACGGGCGCACAUGGAAGACCCUCAGAUACUACGCCAAAGACUGUGAGCAGAUGUUUGGCCUGGCCGAGGAGACUACAGACAAGGAGGGUGGAGCAACAUGCACCUCCAAGUAUUCAGGAGCUUUUCCUUGUACCAGAGGAGAGGUCAUCUAUCGAGCCCUGUCUCCCUGGCAGUCGGUGGAUCCCUACGGCGCAGCUGCACGGGACCAGCUCAUGAUCACAAACCUGAGGGUCCGUCUGCUUCAGCAGCAGCCGUGCCCCUGUCAGGACAAAGAUCUGGGUGCGGCCUCGCUCCCCACAGCGCACUAUGCCAUAUACGACUUUAUUGUCAAAGGCAGCUGUCUCUGUCACGGACACGCUGACCAUUGUCUACCAGCCACAGACCACCAGUCAAGCCCGGACAAGACGAGUAACGUGGUCCAUGGAAAGUGUGUGUGCAGACACAACACAGCUGGUGACCACUGUGAGCGCUGUGCGCCUCUCUACAACGACAGACCCUGGCAGGCGGCCAACGGUCUCACCGGGACGCCGCACGAGUGUCAGAAGUGCAAAUGCAACGGUCACGCCAACAGCUGCCACUUCAGUCGUGAACUGUGGCUGGCAAGCAGCCGGCGGAGCGGUGGUGUGUGUGACGACUGCCUCCACAACACAGAGGGUCGUCACUGCCAAAACUGCAAGAAAGGUUACUUCAGAGACCAGAGUCGUCCUGCCACAGCUCCCGACUCCUGCAAACCUUGCUCCUGUCAUCCUGUAGGCUCCGCCCUCUCAGGUGACGGCUCCCACUGUAACCCCACCAAUGGGGAUUGCACUUGUAAGCCAGGCGUCGGAGGCCCUGCCUGUGACAGCUGCAUGAUGGGAUACUGGGGGCUGCAUGAAUACGGCUGCCGUCCUUGUGACUGUACAGGAGACUGUGACCCCUUCACUGGUGACUGUAUUUCUGGCUCAGAGGUGGACGCCUUCUAUGCCGGUUCUAACCACGUGGGACACAGCAGCAAUGACAGUGAGAGGACACAGUUUAAGCCCGAGGAGCUUUUCUCUGCACUGCAUCAUUCUGUGAAAUGUGAGUGUGUGGAAAUGAGUCUGGACAGACCUAAAGUCAUCUGUGCUGCAGCUUAUGACUACGUACUGGUGGCGAAGGUGAUGUCAGCUCAUGAUAAAGGUUCCCACGCAGAGGUGGAAGUCAAGGUGAAGAAGGUCUUGUACCAGAGCCCUUCCAUGAAGAUUCGGAGAGGAAGUGUCACACUCUACCCAGAGUCCUGGACGACGCAGGGUUGCACAUGUCCCAUCCUGAACCCAGGAUCGGAGUAUGUAGUUGCUGGUCAUGAAGACUGGAGGACAGGUCGACUGAUGGUCAACACGAAGAGUCUGGUUAAAUCUUGGAGGUCGAGCCUGGGACGCAAAAUCCUCCACAUCCUGAGGAAAAACUGCGGUCAGCGGCAGAGCUUCGUCAAGGUCUUCCCCGGAGAAAUGAACAGAAUCAAAGCUCUGACAAACAGAUGACGGCUAAACAAAUAACGAAAUCAACGAACAAUGACCCGGGGGGGUUGGGGGGGGUAUUUAACAUUUUUGUGGACACAAAAGUGAAACAAAAAACACGAAACGGUCGUUAAAUGAUGCGAGGGUCUGUGAUCUGACGAAGCCACAUCCUUCUCGCUCUGAUGCUGAGCUGUUUGCUUUGGAAUUCGAAUCAUCCCCGUCUGCUCUCACACCCUGGUGACAAAUCAUGAGUCAACAUCAAACUAUGUGUUAUGUGCGGGACCAUGUAUGUGUCCAAUAUGCUCCAUUACAUAACCAGUGCCUUUUGGGACAACACGCUAGUGACACGCUGGGAUGAAGGGACAUCAACAGCUACUCUACCUGUUCCUCAGACACUGAGGCUCAUUGUCUGUGGGCCGACAGAGAGACCUAGACGCACACUCCGUUUGACCCACAACAACACAAGCACCUUGGAGGAGUUCGGCCUUAAUGCUCAUUUAGCGAAAAUAGGUUCUGGUUGUCGGCUGGCUUCACACCAGACUGUAAGAAUCUGUUGCUGUCCUUCAACGACCUACUUGUGUGUGAAGUUGAUAGAUUCGUGGCGAUAACACCUAACCUGACACACACACACACACACACACGCACUACCCUAGCAUAUGUUUCUCUACUUGGCCUCUGGCUCUUGCUGCCUUAAAAUAAAUAUGUAUUAAAAGCCA